This is a messenger RNA of Aphidius gifuensis, 474 nucleotides long. RefSeq lists its product as uncharacterized. The record is from RefSeq and is a predicted model, not a curated record. Lineage: Eukaryota; Metazoa; Arthropoda; Insecta; Hymenoptera; Braconidae. Bases 1 to 474 code for a protein of 157 amino acids. Gene Ontology annotation, molecular function: nucleic acid binding. The transcript has 3 exons.
AUGACUGAAUUUAAAAGAGACAUAGUGCGAGAGCUUCAUGCACCAGCUCGCCGAAAUUUUCCAAGACGUAAAGUUGAUAUUCGAGAUAAGGAUGAAACUUGGCAAGCUGAUCUUGUUGACAUGAUUGAACACUCAUCUUUCAGUUGGGCUGUUGAACUCAAAAGCAAGACCGGAAAAGAAGUAUCAGCUGCAAUGGAAUCAAUAUUUAAAAAAGGACGAGUUUGUAAAAAUCUACAUGUGGAUCAAGCGAUGCUAAAAAAAUACAAUGUUCAUAUGUAUUCAACUUUCACCCAUAUGAAAGCAUCAAUAGUUGAAAGAUUUAAUAGAACAAUUAAAAGUAAAUUGUACUUUGAAUUCAGUUUACAAGGUACUUAUAAAUGGGUUAAAAUAUUACCAAAAUUAAUUGAACAAUAUAAUAAUACAAAACAUCGUACAAUCAAAAUGGCACCAGCAAAAGUUGUUGAAAAAUUAUAA